AUGAAACUCCCUCUCAAGGCCGUCGUCCUCUUGGUCCUCGCCUCGACAGCGACCCUCGUCUCCGCCAUCAAGCCAUGGGGCAAAUCGCCCAUGAACGCCCGGGAGAGGCUGCACCUCUGGAACCAGGCCGCCUGCAAACAGCUCAGGAAGUCGCCGUUCCCCCGGCGCUGGGUCUCGACCAGCUUCACGGUGACGGCCAUCGUCGACGAGGACAUCGAGUCCCUCUGCCACCGGCUCUGGCACAACAUCAAGCGCUCCGACGGCUACUGCACGACGCCGACCAAGCCGGUGUGCGAGGACCGGGGCGACAAGGAGAUUGGGGAAAAGGUCGUCUACUGGAGCUUCAACGUGUUUGGGUUCUGCCCCCCCUCCGCGGUGGACUCGGCCUGGUGGGAGAGCACGGGGAAUAUCUGGGGCCCGUCGAACUGUCGAGAGGGCAAGUAUACUAACAAGAACCUUCCCAGUCUGCCCUUUCCAGAGCCCGAGAGGGAGAGGUAG
Colletotrichum orchidophilum is the source of this 498-nucleotide messenger RNA. RefSeq lists its product as uncharacterized. The transcript has a single exon. The record is from RefSeq and is a predicted model, not a curated record. NCBI's taxonomy places the organism in Eukaryota, Fungi, Ascomycota, Sordariomycetes, Glomerellales, Glomerellaceae. Bases 1 to 498 code for a protein of 165 amino acids.